AUGCCCUUGGAUAUGGCAGCCAUCACCGGACCCAGCGGGAUCCUCUCGCUCGACGGCCUGGUCAACCCGUUUGUAUCGAGCGAUCCACCAGAGCCGGGGCGUUUGCCGAGACACUGCUCCUCGACUCGACUUCGUUUUGCGUGGACUGCUGAGAGUCGGCAAGGAGGCGGUCAGAACACAAUACACUAUGCGAUCGCCACGGCCGGACCGGUCACUGUCAUUUCACACCCUGCGACAUGCAGAAACGCAGCGGUCAUUCGGUGGGCGUCGGGAGAGAACGGAAAGCAGACGACGAUAGAGACCGAGGGACUCGUCUUGACGCUCGAUGCGUGGGUAAAGGUGACCGACUGGGUUCCACAAAGUGGACCGAAAAGCGUGGACGAUGGCAGGCAGUCGAUCUUGACAGGCGCGUACUGGCCAUCAUGGUCUCUCGCAAAUGCCAUCGUGCUCACUGCGCUCAUUACCGUAUCGGGCCCAUAUGACUGGAAGAGAUAUCCUGCUGCAGCCGCCGAACCGCCGAGGUCCGAGCUUCCGAGUUACGGUGAAGCCCCGUUCACGAGGCCACUUGCCUCCCUGACUGGACUAGUCGUCCCAACUAUCAGGUCUCGCGCAAUCCAUUCGGCGCCGAGUCUUCCUCCGAUUGCCCGUCCAGCUCCGUUGCCUGUUCCAGGACAGCCCGUUAUACUUACCCUCUCCACCCAUCAGCUUCUCUCGGGUGUAUUUUCUAAUGGGGAUAGACCCGAGGUGGUGAUUACUACCGUUGGACCUCAUACUACUAUCGCUCGAUAUGUCCAAGGCGAAGACGAGACUGAGCGAAGGCUUCAGAGAAUGGCCAAUAUCGAGUGGGUCUCGAGUUCUUGGAAGGGCAAACGCUUGACUCGCUUACGCAUGCACGGCCAAAAGAAGAUUGUGGACGAAAUAAUGUAUAGCACUAGCCCGUUUUUCGAGAAGAGAGAACGACGCUUUGGGUCUCCCGGCUUCUUGCCAUGGAUUACAUGGGUCGAGCCUCGAGCCGGACAUCUUCCACCCACUCCCUCUCCACAUCCUCCUCUUCCUCUUCCAUCCGGUACAUAUGUCGCUCCCACCCCGACGGACGCCCCUCGCCACCUCUCCCGGAGAAUAACCAGCGCGGGAACAACGCUCGAGCUCACUCCAGAAGGAUGGGACCUCCUCGACUCGAUCAUCCUAACCAGCCUCCUCGUCCUCUGCGGCACCCACGACUGGAAACGCGUCUCGGGCAUCGGCGUCCCCGUCCGCGCACAAGAGCCCGACCCGGACCGCGCGAGCCUCGACACGAUGGACGCGAUGGCCGUUGGGGAAGAGAUGAUCACCGGGCUCGAUGGUCCUGGGGCCGGGAGUGGCUAUUUGAGCCCUGCGAUGCGCGACGGGAGCGGCGUUUUGACUCCCGCGAGGGCUGUCGGGAGUUUGACCCCAAUGAUGGCCAGUGUGCAUCCGUCGCCUGUGCCGUCGAGGCCUGCGUCGCCUCCGCCUUACUAG
Rhizoctonia solani is the source of this 1497-nucleotide messenger RNA. RefSeq lists its product as uncharacterized. The record is from RefSeq and is a predicted model, not a curated record. NCBI's taxonomy places the organism in Eukaryota, Fungi, Basidiomycota, Agaricomycetes, Cantharellales, Ceratobasidiaceae. The transcript has 6 exons. Bases 1 to 1497 code for a protein of 498 amino acids.